CGAUAACUAAUAUAUAUCUGUGGGUCGAUUUUCCUCACGUCAACAGAAUUCUCCUGCUGUCCUGUCAGCUGUAUUAGAAAUAUUAGCGAUUAAAUAUUUAGUGAAACAAAUAGCUUAAACAAUGUCUUUCGGCGAUAAAAUAGCGUCAAUAAUGGAAAGACCCGGACAGGAUCCAGUCACCAAAGAUGAAGUGCCUUGGUGGAUGAAGUACGCUGGUCGCGGCGUAGGAACAAUCGGUGGUUUUUUUGCUAUCCUCCUCGGAGCAUGGGGUUGCGUUGGUAUUAUAACAGGAUCGGUAUCUGCUCUGAUCGCUGGCAUGUGGCAGAUGGUCGCAGGUUUUCUCGUCAUUAUAAUUGAGGCGCCAUGCUGCUGUCUUUUCAUCGACUUUGUACAGAACCUCAGUGACUGGGUGGAUCGAAAACCUUAUUGGCAAAGAGCCGCUGUUUAUUGCCUAAUUGCGCUUCCAGCUGUUAUUCUCGAUGCUGGAUUGGGCACCAUAUUUGGUAGUGGUUUGAUAUUCGCAACAGGAAUAAUAUACGGCUUAAUGUCCCUCGGAAAGAAAGCUUCGGUGGAUGACAUGAGAAUGGCAGCAGCAGUUGAGACGCAAGUAACACCAGGUUCAAACAUGAGAUCAACGCUUGUAGAAAACGCGCAUCCUAUCGGAUUUUCAAUUGCGCCUGACAGCAACGUCUGAUCAUAUUAGUUAGUCUUAAAUCAAUUAAAAUAGUAGCUGAGUUGACGAAAUUUCAAUCACUAUAUAGAUCUCGGUGUUUUUUGUUCAUGUAUUUAAUUCGAUUAAUUUCAUUUCUUGCGAAUAAUCAUAGUAGAUUUAUGAUACAUAUUUCUAUCGGAGCAACUGAUAAUGAUUCGUUUGAUUGACUAUAGAAAUCAUUUUCUAGUGUGUUAUAAAUCGAUUAUUUUUCACUGUAAAUUAAACAAACAUUGCGUGUAUAAUUUUCAAACUUCAACUACGCUUCGUAAAUUUAGGUAAGCUCACUUUCAGAAAUGGUAUUGUGCAAUUUCUAUGCACACAUACACGCGUGCACAUAGCUUCAAGUCGUAAAAGCUGCCCAACAUUACCUGAGUUUUGUGGAAUACUUUAAUCAUGUAUGCAGUUAACUUGCUUAAUAUAAGGUACUCGAGGUAAGGUAGACAACGGGUUGCUCCAGGUUGCUCCGAAAUGAAGUAAAAAAAAAUUGUCAUUUGUAGUCAAAAUCAUGUCAUAAGUUAUAGCUAUUGCUUAUGAGGCCAAAGUAAAUGAACGACCAGUCUUGAGUCGAAGUUAGUUGCUUGUUCGUAAACUCAGCUAUUACGAAGUCAGACGUUUAAACGUGUCAAAGUGCUUGAAUAUCAACGAGUUCAGCCAAAAGUUAUAUUUUGUAUUCAGCAUUUGAAUUCAAUAGUUAAUUUUCAAGCAAUUAGCUGAUGGCAUAAUUGGUACAUUAUCCGCGCAUGGAAAAUGUUAUAAGAUCUCAAAUACUGAAUACAAGUGUGGAUAUAAUUUUUCUUUUAAAAAAAUGGUGUGUCUGGUCAUUGAUAAGUGUCUUUCAAAGGAUUGUGCGGUACAGCUAAUUUAUCACGUGCAUAUUGAGCGAUGUAUUUUUAUUUUUAACCCGUUGACGUCCGCCUGUCUUGACGAACAAAACUACAGAUGUGUUAAUUUUAUGCAAAUUAUUAUUGAACAACAAAUUUCACAACGUCGAUAAUCGACAUAAAACCACACCGAUAGUAAUUGCGUAAACCGAAUAGUCUUUUUGGCAGUCUAAAUCAAUAUAAGUGAUAAUUGUUGUAAUCUUAAGUAAAUUAUUUUUUCCUUUUUUUCUUUGUCCCAUAGUAUUACGUUAGUCUUAGUAAGUAAUUGUAAAUUAAUUUUUUCCAGUAUUUGAUUCAUACAAAUUGUUGCCAAUUAUACAAUUGUUAUAUCAAAGAAAUUCAAUUUUUGAAUGCGUACGUAUACUGCGAUUCUGAUGUUACUUCAUAGCAGGCUGUGAAUGUGAAAUAAUGAACGGACACAAAUUAGUAAAUACUAAACGAUAUCUAGUGGAUUUAUGUGAGCAAACAGAUAAAAAGGGUACCAAUACCAGUUUAACGGAUAAUGGAAUAGACUUUCGGACAUCAAUGGGUUGACUCCUUUCCCUCUGUCAAAUGCACUGCGGUUUUACAUCGACUAAUUGUUAGCCUUCCGAUCCGUGUCUUCGUUUAAUUUCUAGAAUGUAGAUUCUUCUUGAUUCCAUUAGAUUUGAGAAAUAAAUAUUGCCAAUUUUGUCAGUUUAACAAGUACUAUUAAAUUCCUGAUUUCACUUUUUUCGACAGAGGAAAGAGGAAAGUCGUUAACAUAAUACACAUAUUCUGGCACAUUCUAGUAAUUGUUCUUACAUCCCUUUUCAUUUGUUCCUUUCAAUGCUGAAUGUGCCAAGUUAAUAAUUGCUCACUAUGAUUAUAACUGAUUUUAUUGUGAUCCAAGUUUUAUUAUUCCAAUAAUUAUGAUGUCAUGAAUUUUCUUGUGGUAUCAUGUGUUUUGAACACGUGCCAUUCCACUAUGCCAAAUGUUGUUUGAUGUUUUUUCUCUGCACUUUUCAAACAGCCGAGUUAUCAUUCCACAUCCCAACGAAACUACUACACAACAUAUUUUUCUGUCGACUCCUUUAAAUUAAAAAACAUAUUUAUUAAGAGUAAAAGACUAAAUGAUAUCCUCGUUACUACCCCUAAAUGGCUCAAGUUUUCACGAAAAUUCCAGUGAAACACGAGCCUUCAUAUCAAUGUCAUAUUCCCGAUUAGUAUUCUUGUUGAAAUUAUGCAACGAAUUUCUUAGCAUUCACUAAAUUUUACAGCUGAUGUAAUUUUUUUGUUGGUAUUCCGAGAAAAGAGAAAAUAAAAUAUAAUGUUGCUAAAGCAUAUUGAAAUUCACGUUAGAUUUAUAUGUUUCUUUCCACGUUCCGAAAUAUUGUCAAGGUAAAGGGGAAAAAUAAAAAUAUGAAUCACGAUAUUUCAUACUUUGUACAAAGUUGACUAAAUAUCGGGAAACAAUUUUUAUGGAUUAAUUUCUUCCGCACUAACCAAAUAGCUUAGGUACAUAUGAUAUAAAUUACACAUGUACACAUUCGUCAUAGUAAAAUUAUUAUGAUUUUAUCAAUUACUAUUUAUAUCCGCCAUGAAUACUCAAUCACAUACAUGCAUAUAUAUUUUAAAAGAAAAUAUUUGACUGUUAUAAAACGUAAAUUGAUGCAUACAAUUUAGAAAAAAUAUAGAUCACAUGUAUAAUAUGUACCCAUAUAACGUGAUUAGUGACAUGUAUAAAUAUUUAGAAUUAUUGAAUUAGUUACAUAAUUGUUGAAAGUCAUCCCAAUUACUUGCAAUCUAAUCGAGUGUCGAUAUUGAUCAGAGAAUAUGUAUAAUGGCAGUUCCUACAUGAAUAACAAGCAGAUUGCUUGUCCCUAAGAAAACCUUGUCUGGCAGUAUCUGCACCAAUGCUAUACGUUCUUUAUUUCCAUUCAGUACGCGAUAAUUAAUAACAAUUUAAUUGCUAUGCCAAAGAUUCUGGUCCUGAUGCAAAUGCUAGAUACUGCUUCCAUUAUUGUGAAUUAAAUGUUACUUAUUUGUAUAAUUUCAACGAUUUCCAAUAUACCUUGCGUAAGGUUUGAACAAGCCUGCGCUUAUUUUUGAUUGUAAGUGACGACCGAAAGCUGUUUAAGAUUUCAAGUUUCGAUCGCCGCGCUGAUUACCAGCUGAAGUGCAAAGUGGGAAAAUAUUUCAACGGGAAAUUGUUAAGACGGAUAAUGUUUUAGGAUAUAUCAAUACAUAUUGUAAUUGAAACAGUUACGAUUGAUCUGAUCUGAUGAACGAAUUACUUACUAAAGGGGUACAUGAAAUCAAAGCAUUGAAGAGUUGUUUGGUUGUUUUUUUUUUUUUUUUUCUCUUUUUCUAGUGCGUGCUUGUAGCUUAAAGAAAUAAUCAACAAUGAAUUUGGCUUGUUUCACGAAAUCUGUUUCACUCAGUAAGUGUAUAUCGAAAGAUGAAGAAAGAUGAGGGUAUCGGUGGAUAAAAAAUAUUUUUAAUCAAAUUUCCAAAAUUAACAAGGACCACAUGUACUUCCUCCAGUGAGUAAUUAGUCAUGUUAGGCUCGAAUCACAACUAUUAUAUCUGGUUAGGAUUAUUUAUAGGGACUCGUCGCAUCGCUGUGUGUGAAACUUAUACAUAUAUACAUAUAUUUACGUUGCAUUACGGUAAACUGUGGUUGCAUAUGAAUACACACAAUUGUAUCGCUCCUCGAAUCCAGGCUCUAAGUAGAAUUGUUGAUUAGGUAGCCAUUCGAUUCAUGCGUAAUGCGUAGAGAAUUUUAUGUAUCGAUCAUUCAGGUGUAUGUACACUUUGGUUUUCUUUUCUAAGAGUUAAGAUCACUAUUGUUUAAUAAUUAUACAUAUAAUAGGGUAUACAAUUAUUAAUACUAUAAAUACACUGUACGUACGAUAUGCAUAUAAAUAUAAUAAAUAUUUAACCACAUAUAAUACACAUGAUUAUAUGUUGAUGUGCAAUGAAAUUGUCAAUACAUGAAUAGGAUAUAAUCUG
Molecule: messenger RNA, 4566 nt
Organism: Diprion similis
Lineage: Eukaryota; Metazoa; Arthropoda; Insecta; Hymenoptera; Diprionidae
Gene: fwe
Product: calcium channel flower
Exons: 5
Coding region: 122-694 (190 amino acids)
Biological process (GO): vesicle-mediated transport
Cellular component (GO): membrane
Source: RefSeq, a predicted model, not a curated record